AUGUCUCGAAUCGAGGAGCUCCCGGACGACUUCGAUGAGUCGCUCAAUCUCAACCCGGCUCCUCCUCAGGGACCGCCCGACUUGCCGCAGCCCGGCUUCGAUGCCUUCGCUGCUGCCAACGAGGAAAAUGACCCUUCCGUGCCGAAAAUGCCCCCGGCUAUGGCAUCGGUCAAGUCGCAGUCGAAGGAGGAAUUGCUCGACAUGAUGAACAAGACCCCGCUAUUCAUGACGGACAUUGCGAAUGCGGGUGAUGAGAAUGGGGAGAACGUUCUCUUGGAUGCCAUCUCUGCCAUGCAGAACGAGGGUACCCGUGCCGACGUUGCGCAAAGUUUCAAGGACCAGGGUAACGAAGCCGUCUCCGAACUACGCUGGAUCGAUGCCAAGGAGCAUUACACGAAGGCUAUCGCCGUCAUCUAUGCCAAAGAGGACAAAUGGGAGAAGCCUGAGGAUCUCGCAGAAGAGAAGAAAUCGCUUCGAAAGUUGGAGGAGCUGUCACAUAUCAACCGCGCACGUUGUAAUCUCGAACUUGGAAACUACCGGUCGUGUACCCAGGACUGCGCAGUCACCCUCAAGCUCAACCCCACAAACGUCAAGGCCUUCUAUCGCUCCGCGAUGGCUUUGUUGAAGCUAGAUAAGGUCGACGAAGCCGAGGAUGCCGCGGCGCGUGGAUUGGUCAUCGGACCCGAUAACAAGUCCCUUCAAACUGCUUCCCAAAAGAUUGCCGAGCGCAAGGCCUUUAAAGAGCGCCUAGUUGCUAAGAAGAAGGCCGAGGAGGAGCUCGCUCGCAAACAAAACUUGGUCCUUAGCACAGCUUUGCGCGCACGCCAAAUCCGAACCCGAAAGACUGACCAACCCCCAGAUAUGGAAGGGUCUACUAUCAGGCUGGUUCCCGAUCCUCUUUCGCCAGAAAGCUCUGUGGAGUUUCCUGCUGUCUUUCUGUACCCCAUGGACGCUCAGUCCGACUUUAUUAAGGGUUUCUCGGAGUUGCAUUCCAUUUCUGAUCAUUUGGACUAUAUUCUCCCGUUGCCGUGGGACACAAAGAAGGAGUACACCAUUGCCAACGUCGAGUGCUUUAUGCAGACUGUCUCUGGGGGACUAAUCAAGGCCGGUAAGAAACUGCCCUUGUUGCAAAUUCUUACCGGUGGAAAGGUUGAGGUUGUUGAUCACAUGGUCCGGAUCUUUGUCGUGCCGAGCUCCAAGACUGCUGCCUUCAUCGCGGAGAUGAAAGCUCGCAAGGAGGGUUGA
Molecule: messenger RNA, 1245 nt
Organism: Penicillium cosmopolitanum
Lineage: Eukaryota; Fungi; Ascomycota; Eurotiomycetes; Eurotiales; Aspergillaceae
Product: HSP70/90 family co-chaperone CNS1
Exons: 4
Coding region: 1-1245 (414 amino acids)
Biological process (GO): protein folding
Molecular function (GO): Hsp90 protein binding
Source: RefSeq, a predicted model, not a curated record